CACCACAUUUAUCAAAAUUUCCAUCUUCAGGCUGACUGGUGUGAUGUCUAUGGAUGACUUUAAUGAAUUGUUUACAAACAAAGGCUCCAGUUUCAAAAGACUGGAUAAAUACAGUGACAGAGACACUAUUUCUAAAAGUCUAUUGGCAGUUUGAAAGAUGAAUCUGUUUUUGGGAGAAACAUCCACAGAGAUGCUAGUGCUACUGCAAACUUUACGGGGCGUUAGACAGUGUGCGACAUCCACCACAAUGGCUCAACAAGUUUCAGAGCUGUCUGUCCCUGUCCCAUGGGGAGAGAUCAGAGGGAGAGUCUGGGGUCCUGAUCACGGUCGUCCUGUGCUGUGCCUGCACGGCUGGGCUGAUAACUGUGGUGCAUUCAACACCCUCAUCCCGCUUUUACCUAAUGAGUGCAGAUAUGUGGCGUUGGACCUGGCAGGUCACGGUCGGUCAUCACAUCGUCCUCCUGGAGAUUUCUACUCUUUUCCCUCGUACGUGGCGGACGUACGAAGAGUUGUCGAUGCUCUGCAGCUGAAGAAAUUCUCCAUCAUAGGCCACAGCAUGGGUGGUGACAUUGCUGGGAUGUUCAGUGCACUGUAUCCGGAGAUGGUGGAAGCUCUCGUGAUUCUGGACGCUUACGGAUUCCUUCCAACAGACUCAAAAGAACUUUCCAAAGUGAUGAGGCAGGGGAUGGAUGAGAUGCUACAGUUUGAAAAAAAGACAGAGGAGAAACAAAGAGUUUACACUUACGAGAAGGCAGCUGAGAGGUUGUUGGCUGCAAACCCGACUCUGUCUGAACAGUCAGUGCACAUCCUUUUAGAGCGAGGUCUAGUUCAAGUUGAAGGAGGAUUUGUGUUCUCCAGAGACCUCAGAGUUAAUUUUAAAUACAUUUUGCGAAACAGUUUGGAGCAGAGUCUGGAGAUGCAGUCAAAGAUUCAAGCCUCUGUUCUUGUUGUUCUAGCAGAAAAUGGCCUUGAUAGAAUGUUUUCUGAGCCAUCUCAAAGAAAAUUUAGCCCAACGCUUCUCCAACACUUACAGGACCGAAACCACACGGUGGCAAAGGUCGCAGGCGAUCAUCACGUUCAUCUGGAUAAGCCUGAAGUCGUCGCUCCGCUUGUGUCUGACUUCCUGCGAACCAAAGUGUUGUCCCAGCCUAACAUCAGAGGGCACAAGUUAUAAGAUACAAACACACUCACACUGUCACACUGGAGACACAUUGUUCUGUUGAACAAACUGUUUGUGUUUACAUGAACAAUAGUGUGAAAAUGUGAUCUAUAAUGUGAUGUAAUUCUUGUUGAAGCAAGUUUAUGGGGGGGCUUACUUCUGCACAUACAUAUCAGCCUUAACUUUUUCCUUUCCUUUUUAAUCUGUGGGUCCCACUUUUUAUUGUGAGUUCACCACAGCAGCAACACAGUUUUGUGGGAGAUAACGGUUUUUAAAGAAGUUCCGUUUGAUUGAUUUUAUUUGAAAAACCACAGCACACAAAUGUGCACACCGUACUAAAUUCAACAGGAUAACACUAUAAAGUCACAUCACUCAUUUCCAUAGCAGUCCUAAAGUCUAAGUCAGGAGGCAGGCAGGAAUAGUGACUGACAUGUAUACUUUACUAAUAUACUAUUUUACAUCAAUGCACUUAAUAAAAAACAAAAAAAAAACAUUGUGUCAUUAAAAAACAACAUUUAUUCCACUACCCUGGUUAAUUUAUUUGCUCUGUCAGCACUGUUGCCGUUGUUAAGCACUGUUUAUCUCUUGUCGUCUGCAGUCGUUUUCUUCUUGAAUGACUCUUUUGACUACCUCUCAGAAUGUCUGUCACAUAUUUUUAUCCACCGUGGUCUUGCUGGCAGUGUUAGUU
This is a messenger RNA of Plectropomus leopardus (leopard coralgrouper), 1847 nucleotides long. Its product is annotated as serine hydrolase-like protein. NCBI's taxonomy places the organism in Eukaryota, Metazoa, Chordata, Actinopteri, Perciformes, Serranidae. The record is from RefSeq and is a predicted model, not a curated record. Gene Ontology annotation, cellular component: membrane.